GGGGCUGCCGGGAGCGGCGCGGUGCCCGCUGGGAACAGGUCACCAUGGCGGCCCGUGUCCUCUCGGCCUGCGUCCGCCGGCUCCUGCCCCGGCCGCCUCCGCCCGGCCCGCGGCCCGCCGCGCUCGGCACCCUCGGGCCCCGCCGCCCGCGGGCUCCGCCGGGCCCGGCCCCGCCGCUGGCGCAGCCGCUGGCGCAGGUGCCGCGGGCGGCCUGGCCGCCGUGCCGCCGCUUCUCCGACCUGCCGCCCCUGACCUUGGCGGACAUUAAGGACCGCGUCCUCUACGUCCUCAAGCUGUACGACAAGAUCGACCCGGAGAAGCUCACAGCAGAGUCCCACUUCAUGAAAGACCUGGGUUUGGACAGUUUGGACCAAGUGGAAAUCAUCAUGGCUAUGGAAGAUGAAUUUGGAUUUGAAAUUCCUGAUGGAGAUGCAGAAAAGUUAAUGUGUCCACAAGAGAUUGUAGAUUACAUUGCAGAUAAGAAGGAUGUUUAUGAAUAAAAACAGUUCUUCAAAGCUGAGCGAUGAUGUCUCUACCACCAGGACUGGGCUGGUGUCAGCGGGUAUGAAUAUAAACACACAUGCUGCACCGUUGCUGCUUUCAUCAGAAAGUUGUACUUGGAUGUUGUAUUUAAAGCUGUCUGAAUAUGUUGUCCUUUAAAAACAAGAAAAAAAAGGAAUAAAUAUGUAAGAAAGACCA
Harpia harpyja (harpy eagle) is the source of this 699-nucleotide messenger RNA. RefSeq names its product NADH:ubiquinone oxidoreductase subunit AB1 (gene NDUFAB1). The transcript is spliced from 5 exons. Bases 45 to 500 code for a protein of 151 amino acids. NCBI's taxonomy places the organism in Eukaryota, Metazoa, Chordata, Aves, Accipitriformes, Accipitridae. Gene Ontology annotation, cellular component: mitochondrion. Gene Ontology annotation, molecular function: acyl binding; acyl carrier activity. The record is from RefSeq and is a predicted model, not a curated record. Gene Ontology annotation, biological process: fatty acid biosynthetic process.